This is a messenger RNA of Tetrahymena thermophila SB210, 972 nucleotides long. RefSeq lists its product as hypothetical. The record is from RefSeq and is a predicted model, not a curated record. The transcript has 3 exons. Lineage: Eukaryota; Ciliophora; Oligohymenophorea; Hymenostomatida; Tetrahymenidae.
AUGACACCAAAAGAAACAAGAGGAGAAAUCCCUAAGUUUUUACUCCAAGUUAUAACAAAAGAAGAUAAAAUACUACCUGAAAUACCAACUCCUCUUAUGAAGCCAACACCUAAACUGCGUACUGUAGUUGGGUAUAAUUCAGGGAAGUAGGAGCCCACUACAACAAAGUAAGAAGUAAUAGAAAUCCUAGAAAGAAAAUAAAGGAGUAUUUAGAUGAAUUUCUAAUAACAAGUACCUUCUUUACAUGAUUCAGAUAUUGGAAAAGCAAUAAAGAGCAAACAAAAUAAGCUACUUAAAAAUUAAAAUAGUAAUAGAGAAGGCUUCCUUUUACAUGCAUUUAAAACUUUAGCUAAGAAUAAAAAUGAUAGUAAUUCAGCUGAAAAUCCUAUGGUAGCAUUAAUAUAAAUAUUAAAACCAAAAUAUGAAACAGAAAACUAUGCUCCAUAGUUAAAGAAUACCAUCAAAAAUCUCUAAAAAGAACAUAAAAUUGUCACCCAUCUUGUUGAUUUGUAUUUGAAUAAAGUUAGAUAAGAAUAAACUUGUUUCUUGUUAAUCAAUGAAUAUUUACUAAAAUAAAAUCUAGGACUCUCAAUUAUAUAGCCUAUUAAAUUUAUAACUCCUUAACUUAAAGAAUAGCCCAGCAGUAGAAAACCAGUAGUUACUUUUCUAAAUUUACCAAUAGAUUACUCGCUCAUAAUGAUAAAUGCUAUAGUGGUAGAAGGAUAAAUUCCAAAUCCACAUAGAAAUUACCCUACCAGAACCAUAGCUACAUUUUCAGAAAAUGCUAAAAUAGCUGACCCAAUACAUCCGAACAUCCAAGAAAGUAUCAUAGGGAUUCUUCUUCCUUUUAAAUCGCUCAAAAAGCUAAAAAGAAAUUAUCCAAAAAAAGAGCCUACAAAAACGAAACUUAAACUUAAAUUUUUUAGAUAUUCACGAUCACAAUACAGCUAGAAUUUUAAACUUAGAGUCUGA